Molecule: messenger RNA, 1541 nt
Organism: Larimichthys crocea (large yellow croaker)
Lineage: Eukaryota; Metazoa; Chordata; Actinopteri; Sciaenidae
Gene: tmbim6
Product: testis enhanced gene transcript (BAX inhibitor 1)
Exons: 8
Coding region: 1-714 (237 amino acids)
Biological process (GO): negative regulation of RNA splicing; negative regulation of endoribonuclease activity; negative regulation of apoptotic signaling pathway
Cellular component (GO): mitochondrial membrane
Molecular function (GO): enzyme binding
Source: RefSeq, a predicted model, not a curated record
AUGAACGUCUUUGACCGCAACAUCAACUUCGACGCCCUCUUCAAGUUCUCCCAGAUAUCUCACUCCACCCAGGUGCACUUGAAGAAUGUGUACUCCAGCCUGGCGGUCUGCAUGUUUGUGGCGGCGGCCGGCUCAUACGUGCACGUCGUCACGCGCCUCUUUCAGGGCGGCGUGCUGUCUGCGCUCAUCUCUCUGGGGAUGAUGUUCUGGCUCGCCAUGACGCCACACAACUACGAGACGGAGAAGAAGAGGCUGGCUAUCCUCGCUGGGUUUGCCUUCUUCACAGGCGUCGGCCUCGGCCCCACGAUGGACUUUGUCAUCGCCGUCAAUCCGAGCAUCAUCGUGACGGCGUUCAUGGGAACCUCCGUGAUCUUCGUCUGCUUCACGCUGAGCGCGCUCUACGCCAAACGCAGGAGCUACCUGUUCCUCGGAGGCACGCUGAUGUCCGGCCUCUCCCUCCUCUUCCUCAUGUCCAUCAUGAACAUGUUCUUUGGAUCCGUGAUGCUGUUUAAGGCACACAUGUACCUCGGGCUGCUCAUCAUGUGCGGCUUCGUCCUGUUCGACACUCAGCUCAUCAUCGAGAAAGCCGAGAACGGAGACAAGGAUUACGUCUGGCACUGCGUCGACCUGUUCCUGGACUUCAUCACCAUCUUCAGGAAACUGAUGGUCAUCCUCGCCAUGAACGAUAAGGACAAGAAGAAGGAGAAGAAGUAAAGAAAGUUCAAGUCUGCGAAGUAAAAAACAACAAUCUCGUCAGACAAAGGCACAAUUUGCGACGCACUUGGUGCUUUUUUUUUUUUUCUCUCCACUUCUUUCUGUCUUCAUUUAUCGAUUAACUCCUUCGUGGUCUUAUUAUAUUAUCGAUUUUUCUUCUGGUUUGUUUUUCCGAGCUCGCGGCGAGGGUCGGCCGUGAGCUCGGACUGACGCUGUAGUCCCGUGGUGGCUGUGAAUGGAAGUUAGACUAACGCUGCAGUGAACACGCUUGGCCUGUAGAGGGGAGCGUUGCCCCGUGGAGGUUUUCACAUUACUGUUAUUUAGUGCCAUAAAUUAACGACAUCAUAGGCUCCUUCUUCUUUCUAAUCUAGUGGGUCAUGUGAGCUUCUGAGACUGAUCAUCGUUCAUUUGAAGUUUGUAAUUACAGUCGUUGAUUUGCUUAUUUAUAGUUUUCCUCGUUAAGACAUGAUUUCUGACAACAGACGAUGACGUGAUCGUUUCCCCUCCCCGUGAAUCUUUUGGUUGUUUUGUGAGUUUGAACACUGACCGUCACGUGAGCGCCGAUCCACACGAACCAACUCCAAUCAGGAUUUUUGGACUUUUGGCCGGUGACGACUUCAUUCAGACCGCUCCACUCCACCCCCGUGUAAAUUUCUCUAAAGUUUCUCUGUUGUCUGUAAAUUUAGUUUGCCAAAUGAUCUGAAGUUAACCGUAUGAUUUUUUUUUUUUUUGGAAGUGUAAACUGUGAAGAAUUUAUUUUAUUGAUGUAAAAUUGAAACUAAUAAUUUGAUACAUUUGCUCAAAUAAAUGUGUUGAACGUACCGAGA